AUGUCUUAUCAUUAUUUGUUUAAGUUUAUCAUCAUUGGAGAUACAGCUGUUGGAAAAUCAUGCAUUUUGUAUUAAUUUUUGGAAUAGAAGUUUCGAGUGAAACAUGAAAUGACAGUGGGAGUUGAAUUCGGUGCCAAGAUUCUAAACUUAGAGAACAAAUAAAUCAAAUUAUAAAUUUGGGACACUGCUGGAUAGGAAACCUUUAAAUCUAUCACCAGAUAAUAUUAUAGAUCAGCUGCAGGUGGAAUUUUAGUAUAUGACAUCACAAGAAGAGAGUCAUUCGAAAACGUUAGAGAAUGGAUAAAAGAAUGUCGAACACACGGGACACAGGAAAUGGUGAUAGUGUUAGUUGGAAAUAAAGUCGAUUUAGAAAAACAGUAUAAUAUUCAUAAUAUAAAUGGCUUAGCCUACGAAAACAAUUUGCUUUUUAUUGAAACGAGCGCUAAGGAUAAUUUGAACAUUAUUGAAACAUUCUCAUAGGCAGCAGCACAAGUAUUGAAAGUUGUACAGAAGAGUCAGCAAAAGAAUGAACUUCCAGGAGUCCGAGUUGGAUAUGCAAUUGACUAGACGAAAGGUUAAUAAAGUAGUUAAAGUUCAAAUAAAUGCUGCUGAUAUUAUAAUUAAUUUAUAUAUAUCGUUAUUACACAGAAAUAAAAUAAUUUAAA
Molecule: messenger RNA, 665 nt
Organism: Paramecium tetraurelia
Lineage: Eukaryota; Ciliophora; Oligohymenophorea; Peniculida; Parameciidae
Exons: 4
Cellular component (GO): Golgi apparatus
Molecular function (GO): GTPase activity; GTP binding
Source: RefSeq, a predicted model, not a curated record